Messenger RNA from Hemibagrus wyckioides, 5688 nucleotides. It is a transcript of the gene apbb2b, whose product is annotated as amyloid beta (A4) precursor protein-binding, family B, member 2b. The coding region runs from base 382 to 3057 and encodes 891 amino acids. The transcript is spliced from 19 exons. Gene Ontology annotation, molecular function: transcription factor binding; amyloid-beta binding. Gene Ontology annotation, biological process: regulation of DNA-templated transcription. Lineage: Eukaryota; Metazoa; Chordata; Actinopteri; Siluriformes; Bagridae. Gene Ontology annotation, cellular component: nucleus; cytoplasm. The record is from RefSeq and is a predicted model, not a curated record.
UGAUUGGCGCGCGCUCUUCCUGCACGACAUCUGGAAGGGAGGAGAGACAGAAAAGGAGAGAGAGAGAAACGAAGAGCUAGAACUAAAGGAAGGAUAAGGAGCAGAGAACGAGUGUUACCGACUUCUGAGCUGUAGAUCUCCAGACCUCAAAACAUACAGGCUUGUUAACAUUUCGAGCGACGUCUGCAUCAAGGCCCCUUUCUGCUUCUUCACCGGUCAGACGGAGAACUUCCUCUUCCUCCAUCGGUCAAAAUUCAGGACGAUGCACUGACUGACCGCACCAUGGCCCGAGAGGCUCUGUGGAAACACCCACAAUCCCUGGCUCUCUGACAGAUUUUCAGCACCAGCCUUCGUUGAUUAGCAACAAGACCCUUUCAAGCCAUGAUGUCAGUCUGCGUGCCCUCCCCACAUAGCUCCUCCCCUUCCAUGGAUGCGGCCAACUGCAACGGCCCUACAGUGACUCCACCCACCUCCCUCAGCCUACGCUCCUCCCACAACCAACUGCUUAGUGGCGACGUGGUCAACCAGGGUCAGACCACGCCCCCAAAGUGUCGCAAGAAGUAUGCACUAAUGAGCAUGCAGAGUGCCAUGGGGCUCGGUGACACCGCUGCACCUCCUCCUUCAUCCUCAUCCUCCUCCUCCUCGUCCUCCGUCACAGGUAACUCCACCAAUCUGAAGGUGACGAAGAACGGCGUGAAUCAGCUGCGCAAAGCGGCCGAGCUUCAAGACCAAAACAAAAACACGACAAACGAAGACGAUGUAGGAAACAUCACAACAGACUCGGACCACGAGCUGGAAUUAAGCCUGGACAGCCAAACCGAGCCGGACGACUUUGACCAGCCGGCUGACAAGGACACGAGCGAUUAUCUGAACGAAGAAGCCAAAGACGAAGAUGAAGCCGAGGACUCCAACACAAACCCCUUCGAGGAGGAUUCCGACGAGCUGCUCAUCCUGUCGGAAAAAACGGAUCUCCUCAGGAAGUCCCCGCAGCUCCAGAAGGACAAGAUCUUCCUGGAGUCGCACGGUGACGACCUUUCGCUGGACGAACCCAGGACUCAGGAUUAUGACGUCACGGUUCCGCUGCUGAAAGAGAAAGAUCUCAGUCCUCCGUUAUUGCGGAAACAACGCAGCCCAGAGGACACGCCCCUUCUGUCUGUCGGCUCCUCCUCUGCCUCGUCUUCCCCGGAGACUAAAAAGGACCGGCCUCGAACCGGCGCCAAGACGGACCGCGCACUUCACCGCAUCCAGAACCUUCCACCUAGUGACGAGGAGUCCAGCUGGACCACGCUGUCUCAGGACAGCACCUCACUGGGUUCUCCAGAGGACACGGAUAUCUGGGGAGAGAGGUCAUUCCAGACGGACCCAGACUUGCCCCCAGGAUGGAAGAUGAUGACCGACAUGGCUGGCAUUUAUUACUGGCACAUUCCAACCGGCACCACACAGUGGGAGAGACCCGGACCGUGUCAUCCUGCACCGACCGUCCCUCAACAGGACACACGCAAACACUCACUGGGCUCGCUGUCUCCUUCACCCACUCCUGACCACGAGCCGUCUAAUGCGGAGGUGUUUUUCGGAGCGUCCUGUCGUUCAGACAGCACCACGUCCAACAGCUCCACCGACCCGGUCCCGCUCGCGCCCUCCUCCACGCGUCUUGACCCCGCCCCUCUCCUCAAUUCAAACUCCUCCACUUCCUCCGAUGCGAAUGUUCCUUCCUGUGGGUUUGUCAACAGCUGCUACUUCCCUCGAUCCUCAUCACUGCAGAUCAUGCCAGAGAAAGACAAACACAGCGAGACCCAGCAUCGGCAGGAGGACAAGAAACAUCCCUGGAGUGAUUUUGCAGUGGGAAAGAUUGAUAGUGAGAUCUGGAAGGAUCUGCAGGCUGCCACAGUGAACCCUGACCCCAGCCUAAAGGAGUUUGAAGGAGCCACUCUUCGCUACGCCUCUCUCAAGCUCCGAAACCCUGCUCCUGUGGAGGAAGAAGAUUCCAGCAGCAUUAACAGUGACCCUGAAGCCAAGUGUUUCGCGGUGCGCUCUCUGGGCUGGGUGGAGAUGGCUGAAGAGGACUUGGCUCCCGGGAAAAGCAGCGUCGCCGUUAACAACUGCAUCCGACAGCUCUCCUACUGCAAGAACGACAUCAGAGACACAGUUGGCAUAUGGGGAGAGGGGAAAGAUAUGUACCUGAUCCUGGAGAAUAACAUGCUGAACCUGGUCGACCCAAUGGACCGCAGCGUCCUUCACUCUCAGCCAAUCGCCAGCAUCCGUGUGUGGGGUGUGGGGCGGGACAACGGCAGGGAUUUCGCCUACGUAGCACGUGAUAAAGACACACGGAUAUUAAAAUGUCAUGUUUUCCGCUGUGACACGCCUGCCAAAGCCAUCGCCACCAGCCUGCAUGAAAUCUGCUCCCGGAUCAUGGCGGAGCGUAAGAAUGCCAAAGCUAUGGCCGGAGGAUCUCUGCAGGACCGGAGCCACACGGGACUCGACGUCCCACUGCAGGCAGAGUUCCCCACACCAAAGACAGAGCUGGUUCAGAAGUUUCAGGUGUUAUAUGUUGGCAUGAUGCCAGUGGCCAGACCUAUAGGCAUGGACAUCCUCAACAGCGCGGUGGACAGCCUGAUGACAUCAUCAACCCGAGACAGCUGGAUCCCAGUGAUGCUGAACGUAGCAGACGCGACCGUCACCGUCAUCAAAGAGAAGGCAAUGACAAAUGAGGAAGAGGAAGUCCUGGUGGAGUGCCGCGUGCGUUUCCUGUCCUUCAUGGGCGUGGGGAGAGACGUGCACUCCUUCGCCUUCAUCAUGGACACGGGCAACCAGCACUUCGAGUGCCACGUGUUCUGGUGCGAGCCCAACGCCGGCAGCGUGUCCGAGGCGGUGCAGGCCGCUUGCAUGUUACGAUACCAGAAGUGUCUGGUGGCACGCCCGCCGUCGCAGAAGUCUUGCUCGCAGUGCCCUCCUUCCGACUCAGUGACACGCCGCGUCUCCACCAGCGUCAAGCGUGGCGUCCUGUCCCUCAUCGACACGCUCAAACAGAAAAGACCCGUCACGGAGCUGCCACAAUAAUCACUCUCUCUCUCUCUCUCUCUCUCCCUCUCUCUCUCUCUCUCUCUCUCUCUAGCACAUUUGACUCAGCAUGCGUACACUCACUUCCAUUCAGACACACUCUUCUAUAAACACACCUAGCGUAACGUGGCUCCGCCUCCUCUACGUCAAGUCAGUCACGUGUUAUGUGCUUAUCUGCAUGGGGUGAACUCACCUCUGUCGCAUGAUACAAAACGCCACGCACAUUUUUAGGAGAGGGCUGGAGCGUCCUCGGGUGUGACAGUAGAUAACGAUCAAAACGUGUGUGUGUGUGUGUGUGUGUGUGUGGGCACACAUGAAAAAAGCCAGACAGAUCAAACACUUAACCUCACUAGAGCUUCCUCUGUACAAUCCCAGCUGGCUGUAACGUGUGUGUGUGUGUGUGUGUGUGUGUGCGCUGUACGUUUCUUGCUGCUUCAUCAGAACUAUAGCAUCUUUCGAUGCCUUCAUCCACAAAGCAUGCAGUUUAUCCCUUACUUCCUGUCUCACUGUCUUCAUCCUCAUCAGUGACGAGAUGGACGGAGGAGGACGAGAGAACAGAUUCAACAAAGCUGGACAGAUGAAUUAAAAUAAACAAAAACAAAUACGAGAACGCUGUGACGCUGAGUGUUGCUGUGUAAAUACAGAUCUAAAGCUUUUCAACCAAAAAGACUGGGGGGUUUUUGAACGAGAACGAGGCGGAUUUUUUGUAACUCGGCGUAAAGCUGUAGGGGAACACACACAAAUAAAUAAAUAAAUGAAUAUCCACGCCGGCGGAUCGGCUCGAACCUUUCCGACGCCAGAAAAGGCCAUGGUCCUGUGGAGUGGAGCGGUGGAGUGUCUUUUUAUUUUCUAUAUCCUCAGUGAAGCUCUUUUCUUUUCGAAGCUCGUUUCGUGACUCGAACCCUGUGACAAGCGAGCGGACGCUGACCCGAUGCUGGAGAAGGAUGAAAGAAGGACGCCGAGGAGCUGAGUGUCUGAGCGUUCAGCACCGCACCAUCACAACCCCCUCAUCCUUGUGUCUGAAUUUCAAGCGUUUUUUAAAGGAAAAUUCCUCCCCGAGCCAGACUCCUGCAUUACCCACAAUUCCGUUUGGCUGACGCUUGAUUGAACGUCUGAUCGGAGAGAGAGAGAGCGAUGCGGCGGCGCUUUAGUCUGUCUCAGGGCGGAGUUUUCUUUUAACAUCGGCUUCUCUGUGAUCCUGCAGCACUCUGUAGUCCUCAUCCUCUCAUCCUCCGGGUUCGAGAGGUCACUCGUGUGUGUGUGUGUGUGUACAGUAUAUAUAUAUAUAUAUAUAUAUAUAUAUAUAUAUAUAUAUAUAUAUAUAUAUAUAUAUAUAUAUCACUUUUGCAAAUGCAUAUCACAUCAUAAGCUAUGUUUUUUGUAUUUUUUUAAUUUUAUUUUAAAUAUUAGAAUUUGUUUUUCACGUAUCAGAUUCUUUUAGGGUUUUUUUAAAAAAAAUAAUAAUUAUUAUUUUUAUUAUUAUUUUUAUUAUUAUUAUUAUUAUUUUUAGUAUUAUUUGCCUCCACAUGUCUCGUGAACACGUUCUGGCCGAACUGUAACGAGAGAAAACAAACUGACUGUAAGUGUUGUAGAUAAACCGAUAAUCGAGCGAAAGAAUUUAUUUCAGAGGCGCUAGCCGUUACGAGGCGAGGUCUGUGAGACGCGAGUGUCUAAUCUAUGCACCCUUUUAGCUGCGAGGAACGAUGUAAGGGAGGAAAAAAAUCCAAUCCAAUCAACACGACCUUGCCUCGGGACAAUUUCUGAACACGACGAAGAAGAAGAAGAAGAAGAAGAAGAGGAGGAGGACGUCGGAAUCGAAUAGAAAAGAUAUUUUUUUUAAUUUUUAUUUAUUCUAUUUUCUAACGGUUUUUCAUCGUAAUCUAUCUGUCUAUCCUAUGCUCGGACAUUCUCGUCACCGUGGCUCGCACUAAACAAAUCACUCCAUGAUGAGAAAAGAAAAGAAAAGAAAAGCAAAGAAGAAACCGUGACAUCCACAAUCUUGCACAAGUCGCUGUUUUUAUUUUUAUUUUUUAAUUUUUUUUUAUUUUUUUAAAUAAUUGCUGUAUUUCAGAGAGGGAAUAUUAUGCUCCGAUGCUGAUGAAGUCGCUUUUUAUUUUUAUUUUUAUUUUUAUUUUAUUUUGUUUUUAAUUUGAGCCAUAUUUUUUCCCACUGAUCCGCUCUUAAGAUCUUUUAUUUUAUUUUGUUUUUAAAUAUAUAUAUAUAUAGAUGUUUAACACUUCUUUUAAUGAAGCUAUUCUGCACUUUUUGUACAUCCCCCUCUUUUUUUUAAAAAAUAAAUGAAAUAAAUAAAUAAAUAAAUAAAUACCACGUGAAGCCGUUACAGUGUUACGGACGAGCCGCGUUCCCCUCUCUGGACGACUGAAGGAACAUGGGGAUGUAGUUCGUUGUCUGAUUCCAUAGAGAUAGAAAUUCCUGGUCACUCUCUGUCUCUCUCUCUCUCUCUCUCUCUCUCACACACACACACACACACACACACACUCUCACACUCAUAUAGACACACACAGCCGGUUGCAUUCUUGUGGAAAUAAUGGCUUCUUCUCCUCUACACUACUUUGUACCCCAUACUAAAUGUAAUCUGUUGUGAGAAUAAACGACAUAUCGGAAAAAAUA